GAAGGAUUCCAUAUUUCCAUAUAGGGAUAGAUAGACAGCAUGUGACCACAGCUUCAAUAUCAUAUGAGCGCCGACAUCACAUGACACGUGUCUGAUGUUAAAUUUCAAUCACUUCCAACGACGCCGUUGCAUCGUCCUCUCACCCACUGCUAUUUUCGCGCUUUUCAUCAGAUCCUAUGGCUACUUUGUGUGCGUUGUUUUCUCAACAUUUCCCUUCAUAUUCACUUCUUCACGGUUGCGAAUUCCUUGCUUCUUGACUUGGGUUUUCUCUUUUACGUUAGCCCUCCCACUCCCUCCUCCCAUGGAGGCGCUGCAGAUCGCCCCCUCGAGAAAUCUCGGCAUAAGAUUGCUUCAAAACUCUGGUGUUGAUUGUUUUAUCGGUGUUAGGCAGGUGGGAUUUGCUUCUUUGUUAUCGGGGAAGAGAAAAGAUCGAUCUUUUUGUGUUAGAGCGAAAUCGUAUAAGGAAGAGGGUGAGUUUUUGAGUAGGAGAAGCGGUAAUGCCCAGAACAAGGAGACUGAGGAGGGAAUUCUGCUGGGAGCUGAGAGAGAUGGCACUGGCUCUGUUGUUGGGUAUCACUUGAUUCCUCAUUCUGCAAUAAGUGAUCAAAGAGUCUUGGAAACUCAAGAAGCUGAAGCAGAUAAGCUGUCUGAAGAUAUCAAAAGUAGUGAUACAACUUCACCCUGCACAAUCUUCAAUGUGGUUUUUGUAACUUCUGAAGCAGCUCCAUAUUCGAAAACUGGAGGCUUGGGAGAUGUUUGUGGCUCUUUACCAAUAGCAUUGGCUGCACGAGGUCACCGCGUAAUGGUCGUCUCUCCUAGAUAUUUGGUUGGAGGUGUAUCAGAUAAAAAAUUUGCCAAUGCUGUUGAUAUUGAAAGGCCGACCAAGAUCCAUUGCUUUGGUGGUGUGCAGGAGGUUGGAUUCUUCCAUGAAUACAGAGCUGGAGUUGAUUGGGUCUUUGUUGACCACCCCUCAUACCACCGACCUGGAACUCCAUAUGGCGAUAGUUAUGGUGCUUUUGGUGAUAAUCAGUUCCGGUUCACUUUACUUUGUCACGCGGCUUGUGAAGCUCCCUUAGUGCUGCCGUUGGGAGGGUAUACUUAUGGAGAAAAAUGUCUAUUUAUUGCAAAUGACUGGCAUGCUGGCCUAGUUCCUGUGCUCUUAGCCGCAAAAUAUCGUCCACAUGGUGUAUACAAGGAUGCAAGGAGUAUAAUUGUGAUACAUAAUCUAGCCCAUCAGGGAGUGGAGCCAGCAGUCACGUAUAGCAAUCUGGGAUUGCCUCCUGGGUGGUACAAGGCACUGGAAUGGGUGUUUCCAACUUGGGCGAGGACACAUGCUCUCGACCCUGGUGAAGCAGUCAAUGUUCUGAAAUCUGCUAUUGUCACUGCUGACAGGAUAGUGACAGUAAGCCAGGGUUACUCAUGGGAAAUAACCACCCCUGAGGGUGGAUAUGGGUUACAGGAGCUUUUAAGCAGUCGGAAAUCAGUUUUGACGGGAAUCACAAAUGGAGUUGAUUUGAAUGAAUGGAAUCCAUCUACCGAUGUGCAUCUUCCUUCUUUCUACUCGAUUGACGACCUCUCUGGAAAGGCUGAGUGUAAGGUUGCGUUGCAAGCAGAACUUGGCCUUCCAGUUCGACCCGAUUGUCCUCUGAUUGGGUUUAUCGGAAGACUCGACUACCAGAAAGGUGUUGACAUUCUUCUUCAAGCUGCCCCGGAUCUUAUGUAUGAUGAUGUCCAACUUGUAAUGCUUGGAUCUGGUGAGAAACAAUACGAAGACUGGAUGAGGCAACUCGAAUCGACAUAUAAGGACAAGUAUCGGGGUUGGGUUGGGUUCAACGUCCCAAUCUCUCAUAGGAUUACAGCAGGCUGUGACAUACUUGUGAUGCCUUCGAGAUUCGAGCCGUGUGGGCUGAACCAGUUAUAUGCAAUGAGAUACGGCACUAUUCCCGUCGUCCACAGCACUGGGGGGCUUAGAGACACGGUUCAAACUUUCGACCCAUAUGCUAACGAAGGCGCGGGUGAAGGAACAGGGUGGGCAUUUUCUCCUCUAACAAAGGACAGUUUACUGACUGCGCUACGAGUAGCAGUUGCGACGUGCAGAGAGCACAAAACGUCUUGGGAGGGAUUAAUGAGGCGCGGGAUGGAGAGGAACAGUUCGUGGGACAAGGCAGCAAUUCAGUACGAGCAAGUCUUCGAGUGGGCCUUCAUCGAUCCUCCUUACGCUGGCUGAGUUGAGUUGCAGAAAACCGCAGCUGGUAUAACUUACACAUUUUUGCAGCUGCUUAAAAUUCUUUUGCUAGAGUCUUUGUCUGAGGAGGAGGAUCACCAUACCAUACCAUAUAGCAAAAUCUAGGAGCUCUUUUGCUUCUUCUUUUGAGUAUUUCGUCUCGUGUUCAUGCUCGUGCUUGGCGUCGUAGAUUAGUCGAUGCGUUCGGGUUUAGUUCUGGUUGAAGCUUAGUCUCUAGAUUAUUAACAAAAGAAGGUUGGUAAUAUGAUGACUAGUGACAAAAGAAAACUAAUGACAACCCUAAAUUUUUAUUUUUC
Salvia miltiorrhiza (redroot sage) is the source of this 2541-nucleotide messenger RNA. RefSeq names its product soluble starch synthase 1, chloroplastic/amyloplastic-like. Gene Ontology annotation, molecular function: alpha-1,4-glucan glucosyltransferase (UDP-glucose donor) activity. The coding region runs from base 95 to 2227 and encodes 710 amino acids. The record is from RefSeq and is a predicted model, not a curated record. Lineage: Eukaryota; Viridiplantae; Streptophyta; Magnoliopsida; Lamiales; Lamiaceae. Gene Ontology annotation, cellular component: chloroplast. The transcript is spliced from 15 exons.